This is a messenger RNA of Striga asiatica, 777 nucleotides long. The record is from the annotation of a GenBank genome assembly. NCBI's taxonomy places the organism in Eukaryota, Viridiplantae, Streptophyta, Magnoliopsida, Lamiales, Orobanchaceae.
AUGGCAACGAGCCCGACGAAUGAGAAGCCUGCGAACAAGAGGAAUGUUCCGGAAGAGCCCAGGUGUUCAGUGAGUGUCAAGAAUGUCUCACUGACUAUCAGAUUCGAACUCCAGUUAGACACAGCUGCAAUCCCUCCACCGAGUCCUCUGUACUUUAGUGGAUAUAUCUCGGAGUUGACUAUCCAUGGGGCAGUCCCCAUGCCAGGAGCAUACAUAAUGAUAUACAAACCAAGGAAAACCACUGCCAGAAACCCGAUUCUGCUCGGGCAGCCUUCCGUGUACCAUGUUCUUUUUUCUGCCCGACAUGUCCCUCUCACUACAUUGUCGAGUGCUAGGCAUGCUCCCGGAAAUUAUCCCAAUCAUGGAGAUUAUCAUGAGCCGUCUCCUUCCAUACCUGUCGACAAAGCACAUGCUGACAACUGUCCCGAGGGCGUUAAGGCCGGAGGUUACAAGAGAGAGAGCCAUGGCUGUCUUGUUGGAUGCAAAACCGGCAAACUGCAUGAUGGUUGGGCUGUAGUACAUAACUGUGUUGAUGCCCACGAAUUGUUGUGCCACCUGGACUGUGAUGCCCGCGUAAAGGGCACGUCUCACCACGUCGUUCUUCCACGCGCUCCCGAUUUGGCUGAAGAAACCCGUCUCGUUUGCCCCUUCGCGCUUUUCUUGCUCCACCGAGUCAUGCAGGGACUGGACCUCGACCUCGACUUCCUCGGCUGGGUAGAUUUUCUCGAGGAUGGACCUUGCCUCGUCCUCUUUGCCCUGAUCAUGAAAUAUAUUUAG